Messenger RNA from Mus musculus (house mouse), 2913 nucleotides. RefSeq names its product heat shock factor binding protein 1-like 1 (gene Hsbp1l1). Gene Ontology annotation, biological process: negative regulation of DNA-templated transcription. The transcript has 4 exons. Gene Ontology annotation, molecular function: transcription corepressor activity. The record is from RefSeq and is a predicted model, not a curated record. Lineage: Eukaryota; Metazoa; Chordata; Mammalia; Rodentia; Muridae. The coding region runs from base 1078 to 1296 and encodes 72 amino acids.
AUCUCUCCAGCCCCAGUGUUCUGUUUAAGUUUUAACUUUUUUUUUUCCAUGUGUAGGAAUGCUUUAUGCUCUCAAGCACACAAUGUACAUGCAGUGCUCAUGGAGGCCGGAAGAAGGCCUUAGAUCUCCUGGAACUGGAGUUAUUGAGGAGCCAUGAGGGGUUCUGGGAACCAAACCCUCGUCCUCUGCAAAACCAGCAAGGCCCAAAGAACCAUCUCUUCAGCUGCCCUGCCCCCAUCUGUUUAAACAGAGUUGCAGAGCAGGUGGCUCAAUGCGCUAUCUCUGGGCCAGGCUCUCGAGGUACUGCAGUGACCUAAAUAGUCACAGUCGUCAGCCUUCAGCCCAAAACGUGCAGAUGUGUAAACAAAAAAAGCAACCUGAUAAAAUCGUGGUCCUGGGAAAUCCACCACAAGGUGACCUAUGAGCCACAGCUCAGAUCUAAAAUGGAAAGGGACCCUGAGAUCUUGUUUCCCACAGCGAAACCAGCUCAGUCUUGGUGUCUGAGCAUUGAGCAGUUAAAGACACUCGGCUCUGAAGCUGACACACAUCCUUAGGUCUUCAGAAAUGACAAAUUUACUGUAACUCUGAUCCAGUUGCCCAGUUUGGUGUGCCGUCGGCUGCUGGCAGCUGUGGGGUCCCAGUAAGAGGAGACACAUCGUAGAAAAGUUUGUUCCUAGACAAAAGCUAGGAUUUGGGGUCCAAAGAGCAAGACAGGAGAGUCACUUACAGUGAUGGACAGUUGACUGUUGGUGUGAGACAGAAGCUCUAGUGAUGGAGGGACAGGGUGGGUGUGCUUAAUGCAUUUGCGCUGUGCAUUCAGAAGUGGCCCGGGGUGCUCACUAUCCAGUCGUGUUUAUUGCGCCGCGGCACAUUUGAAUAACUACCCACAGGGUUCCUCCCAGGUCACCUACUCUGAAGGAUGAAAACACCCAGCAAAGCCGGAUUGGCCAGCUGCUGCUGGUCUGGUGCGCACCUGCCCCCGCGCUCGCUCUCUGGGUUUACCCGUGGCCAGCUCUAAGCGCGACACUUGCUGGGUCCACCUAAGACCCAGGACCCCGGACUGUUAAGCUGGUGUGGAUGGACACCCGGACGCCGGAAGUUCCCUGUGGGGACUUGCUGCAGAACGCGGCUGAGAAUCUACUUCUAGAGGUUGAAGAACAUUUCCAAGCUCUGACUACAACAUUAAACCUCAGAAUGGAAGAGAUGGGAAGUCGCAUCGAGGACUUACAGAGAAACGUGGAUGACCUCAUGACUCAGGCCGGGAUCGAGAAUUCUAUCAAAGAACCAGCGACCUGAAGAUGUUAAACGAGUCACGUGGGAUUGCUAAAACAAAAACUACACCAUACGUCUGAGUAAUAAUAAUCUAUGCAGUAUGAAUUUUGAUGUUCAUUUAAAUUUUUUUUGGACACUUAAAAUUAAACCCAGGGCCUAAACUAUAGGCAAGUGGCUACCAACGAGCUAUACCCUAACCCACUGAAAACUAAAAUUCACUUUAACAAAUGAAGAACAAAGCUGGGCCAUAAUGGCACAUGCCUUCAACCCCAGCACUUGGGUGGCAGAGGCAUGCAGCCAGUCUGGCCUACAGAGGGAGUUCCAGGACAGCCAGGGCUACACAGAGAAACCCUGUCUAGCAAAACAAACAAAAUGAAAAGAAAAGCAAUAAAAUAAUAACAUAAUCCACAAGGUGACUACUUACCAAUGACGAGACUUGUGAAAAAGGACAAAUUAUUGCAAAUCACGGAAGAAUGCACUCACUCUAUUAGUUCAUACCUAGUCCAAAUUAAAUUUCUACUUGGCUUUAAAAACGGUCAUAGCCUUCUGAUGUAGGUGCUUUUAGUUAUUUUUAUUUUUUGUAUUUUGUAUUUUUCACACGGUACUAUUUUAUCACAUUCUCACCCUUCCCCUACUACUCUCAUAUCCUUCCCUCCCCAUUCUCCCAGUUUCAGGAUUUUCUUUCUUUCUCCCCACCUCCCCCCACCUAUGCCUAUAUGCCUCUCUCUGCUUCCUGAGUGAUGGCAUCAAAGAUGUGUGCCACCACCACCUGGCCAAUGUUCUUCUAAGCAUAUGAGCCUGCUAAUACAUUUUUUAUUUUUUAAAAAAACCUUAUGUGUAUGGAGGUUUUGCUUGCAUGUAUGCCAGUGCAUCUGUGUGCCGUAUUUGAGAAGCCAGAAGAGGGUGUUGGAUCUCAUGAAACUGGAGUAAAAGUUGGUUGUUAGUGCCCAUGUGGCUGCUGGGAAUCUAAUCCAGGCCAUUAGGAAGAUCAAUGCUCUUAAGCUGCGGAGCCAUCUCGAUCGUCUCAUUUGUAUCCAUUUUCCAAUAACUACUGUAGCUCCCUCCUGCCAGUCACUCCUACCUCCAAGACUCAACUUAUCAUAACCAGGCUAAGAAAACCCAAGGGCAACUGUUCUACCAACUGACAACCUCAGAGCUGAGCCAACUCAGCACAUAGGAACUAGAAAAGCAAGCGGCUCCAUAGCAACCAGACUGUUUCAUCUCUCACCUUGGGGGCAGAUGCUCCCCCCCCCCAGAGAGUUUCCCUGUGCCUUGGGGUGAAAUUCACCCCACCAAGGAAUCACUGCAGGACAGAAUCAGGUCAAGAUAAUUCGAUGGCUUCUUAGCCUUUCGAAUAGUUACUCAAACCAGUGUAAAAUAGCUGUUGUCAUCUAAAGGGUCUUUUGUUUAUUAAAAGGUAUUCCUACAUAAUAGAAAGUUAAAGUCACCCCAAUUCUACCUCUAAUUGGUUCCGAUGACACUUGUCCUAUGGAGUUUAAUAGAUUCAGUUUUGUUCCCUAUAAUUUAAUAGCCUAUUUUCUUUAUCUACCACAACGUUGUUCCUUGCGAAAAUUCCACACAUCGCCCCCAAGCGGCUGCCUAAUAUUCCAGUAUAUGGCAAUAAACAUCCAGGCUUCUGAA